CUGGUGGGAGGAGUGGAGACAGCAGCAAGGCGUUUCCUACAGAAAAAGUUACAGCUCCCUAUAUGGCUAACCACUUGUGUGCUGUAUGUGUGGAGGGCACGGACGCAGAGCGGCACAUCUGAUCAUCAGAGUCUCCUGACCACCCGUCAUCCAGCUGAAGUGUCCUUGAGCCAAGCGCCGACUCUCUGCCAGGUACAGAGAAACCUGAUCCAGCAUGGAGUGGAGGCGGGCUGCUCUGGUCGGCCUCAUCAUGGCGGCGUGUUUCUGCAGCAGCGGUGCUCAGACAACAGUCUGUACUGAAGAGGCCGUGGCAGACAUCGUCUUCCUGGUCGAUGGCUCGUGGAGCAUCGGCGCCGAGAACUUCGAGCAGAUCCGCCAGUUUCUGUUCACGCUGGUCGAUAGCUUUGAUGUCAGCCCUGAUCACGUCCGCAUCGGCCUUGUCCAGUACAGUGACAAUCCACUCACAGAGUUUCUGCUCAACACCUUUGAGAACAAGGAGGACAUCCUCAACAACAUCAUCAAACUGCCUUACAGGGGGGGCGGCACCAUGACCGGUAAAGGCUUGGAAUUCAUGUCGAACGAACACUUUGUGGGGAAAGCUGGAAGCCGAGCUGCGCAGAAAGUGCCGCAAAUUGCUGUGGUGAUCACUGAUGGCAAAUCCCAAGACGAUGUAGAGUCUCAUGCUAAGAACCUGAGGAGAAGAGGGAUUGUUUUGUAUGCAAUUGGUAUCAAAGAUGCAGAUGCAAGCCAGCUGAGGGAGAUUGCAAAUGACGAUCAGCAUGUUUACAGUGUGUCAGAUUUUGCAGCGCUGCAGGGAAUUUCUCAGAACAUCAUCCAGACGCUAUGCACAACUGUAGAAGAAGCCAAACGACAACUCCUGCAACUGUCUCCAGAAUGUGCCAGAGCCACCGUGGCAGACAUCGUCUUCCUGGUUGACAGCUCAACUAGCAUUGGCGUUGAUAACUUUGAGGAAAUUAGGCAGUUUCUCCGAAGUUUCAUUUUAGGCCUUGACAUCGGCCCUGACAAAAUUCGGAUUGGCUUGGCUCAGUAUAGCGACGAGACCUACCAGGAGUUUCUGCUGAAAGAUCACAUGGACAAGGAUUCUCUGCUGGCCGAAGUCGAUCAGUUUCCAUAUCGAACAGGAGGCACAGAAACAGGAAAGGCCAUUGACUUCCUCCAGUCAGUGUACUUCACUCAGGAGGCAGGGAGCCGGGCGAGCCAGCGAGUUCCUCAGUUUGCUGUAGUCAUCACAGACGGGGACUCCACGGAUGACGUAGUCGAGCCCGCCAAGCGCCUGCGCGAUCAAGGAGUUAUCAUAUUUGCCAUUGGGGUGGGAGAUGUUAACCAGCAGCAGCUCGAGUCUAUCGUAAACCUACCUGCACACCACUUCCUUUACACUAUCGAUAGCUACCAGGCUCUACAGCGGCUAACAGACAGUCUGCUGCAAACUGUAUGCAUCUCCGUGGAGAGUCGGAGUCAAGCGUUGGCAGAAAAGUUUGCAGACAUUUUCUUCCUGGUGGACAGUGGCAUCAGUCAAGCAGAUUUCCAGCAGGUCAGAACCAUCCUGGUCCGACUGGUCAAUCAACUCAACAUUGGAGCUUCUGGCAACCGUCUCGGACUGGCCCAGUACGGUACGGUUACCAAAGUGGAGUUUCUCCUUAAUGCUUUCCAAACCAAAGAGGCGGCGCUCACUGGUGUAAGGUCCUUCCGCCAGAGCCGACUUAAGCCCAAUCAGCCACGCAACCUGGGCAGUGCACUGGAGUACGCCAGCUCUAAUUUCUUCACGAAUGAAUCAGGAAGUCGGGCAUCCCAAGGCUUCCGACAGUUUCUGGUUGUUCUAAGUGGAAAAGACUCAGAUGAUCCAGUUUUUAAGCAGACACGUCUGAUCAAAUCACUAGGCGUAACUAUCGUGGGAGUGAGCUUCGGUGCAUCAAUGGACGAAAUGCGUGUAAUAGCCACGGCGCCGUACGUGUACGAGUCUACCUUCAAUGCAGUGCCCACUCUAAAGACCAUUUUUGAAAGAGAGGAAGAGGAGAUCACUCUCACUCAAGGUGAAAAGUCUUUACUUUCAUUAUUGUUGUCAUCAGUCAUAAAAUCAACUCCUGUGCAUGUUUGA
This is a messenger RNA of Pundamilia nyererei, 2116 nucleotides long. RefSeq names its product collagen alpha-4(VI) chain-like. The record is from RefSeq and is a predicted model, not a curated record. The transcript has 6 exons. The coding region runs from base 215 to 2116 and encodes 633 amino acids. NCBI's taxonomy places the organism in Eukaryota, Metazoa, Chordata, Actinopteri, Cichliformes, Cichlidae.